UACAAGCAAGUGUUCGAUCCCAAACCUCCUGUUUAGUCUCUACACUUCCCCGCACAGAAUCAUAUAUAACCGCCGCAUCGUACGUGCUUUUGGCUCCCGCCGCAGACGUCGCCCGGAUCACGCCGUCUUCCUGGCCUCUUCUGCCGGAUCGCGCCGUCUCCCGCUGUCGCCGUCUUCCACCAUACUGAAGCGGCCGCCGCCAACAGGACGCCUCCACCCCGCCCCGCCCCGUCCCAUCUUCCAGCACCCGGAUCAGUGCAUGCAGACGUACGAGCAGCAGCUGAUCAGGGCAUGCAGACGUAGUGAGCUCGAUCGGGACCUGAUAAAGUGACAAGUGCAUGCAGGCGUACUGAACCUGGAGAAGCAAGCCUCUGCUUGCAAGGUACUAACAAUUGUAAUCUAGCUGCAUUUCAUCACAAAUUCAAUGGCAGAUCGCAGGCUGGGGCUGCCCAAUCUGGCCCUGCAGCUGGUGGGGAUCUUACCGGAGGUCCAGAGGCCUAGCAGCACGGUCCCUCACCGCCAGAAGCUGGCUUACACGGCCGUCUCCCUCCUCAUCUACCUUGUCGGCAGCCAACUGCAUGUGUAUGGAUAUGGAGUCCGUUCUCCAUCGGCUGCUGAAUCUCAGUACUGGGUUGACAUGCCCGACCUCAACUCCGUUAUGUGUGACGGGAUCAUGCCCCUCGUUCUGUCCGAGAUGUUGCUUCAUUUGUUGCUGCGGUUGAAGGUUCUUAGGGUGAACAAUCAUGAGGACCGGACGCUCCUGAAUCGGGUGCAGAAGUUCCUUGGGGUAGUUUGUGCCGCUUAUUUUUCAAUAUGCAGGGUGCUAAUUUCAACUAUCUUGGGCAAACUGACCAUAGCGCAGUCAAUUCUGAUCGUGCUUCAGCAUUUCUUUGGAUGUGUCAUCAUCAUUUAUGUUGAUGAUCUCCUUAAAAAGGGAUAUGGGUUUCUUUCGAGUAUCCCCUUGUUCAGUGCCACCGACAUCUGUGCAAGUAUUUUCUGGAAAGCUUUUAGCCCCGGAGAAGGAGCUGUGACUUCCUCCAUUAUUAAUGGAAACUACAAAUUGUCUUCGAUGCAUAAAGUGUUGGGCAGUCUAGACCUUCCGGAGAUGGCUAGUAUGCUCACCACGUGCGCCUUCUUUCUAUUCGUCCUCAGCCUGCAAGGCUUCCAUGUCAUGUUGCCAGUGAGAUCCAGUGAGGAGGCUAGUAUGCAAAUGAACUAUGCCAUCAAGCUUUCCUACUUCUCCUUUGCACCCCUACUCUUCCAUGAUGCAUUGGCCAUAUUCCUAUACUUCAUCUCAGAGUUGUUACGCGUGAAAUUUGGUGAAAACAACAAGGUGGUCAAUUUGCUGGGCAAGUGGAAGAAAUCACAAUGUUUUGGGCAAGCAGUUCCAGUCAUUGGCUUAGCCUACGACAUGACCACACCACCAACCAGCUUGGCUGACGUAGGAAGACACCCAUUCCACACACUGGUUUGUGCGCUGUGGCAGCUUCUGGGGUGUGGCCUCGUGUCAUUGUCCUUUUUCAGUGUUUGUUCACAUUCAGAGUUGUACGUUGGCAGGUUGCUUGGGGGGCGACGGAAUGCAACAACUGCCCAGCCGGACUCUGUUCCUCUGCUGCUAUGGAGGUGCUAUGUCGGUAAGGCAGCGUUUCUUGUGGGACUCUGCAUUGGUGCACUUAGGCUUCUGGCAGGCCUUGCCGGCGUGGUCGGCUCCGGCACCGGGAUCAUGCUCGCCGUCACUGUCUUGUACUCCUGCUUCGAAGAGACCAGCCUUGGAGGAAGGCCGGCUGGUGCCUUCGGUUUCUGAAAGUUUCAGUCUGGAGUUGGUUGGAGUUAAUGUUGUUAGUGUUAUAAGUUAUACUAAAACGUUAUUGGCGCUCCUUCUCAUCAUCAUCACAGAUAGACAAGGAUAUAAGGUGUACAUUCAUAAAUUCAAAAUAAUAUAGAUCAAUAGUUAUACCA
Molecule: messenger RNA, 1959 nt
Organism: Triticum aestivum (bread wheat)
Lineage: Eukaryota; Viridiplantae; Streptophyta; Magnoliopsida; Poales; Poaceae
Product: protein transport protein Sec61 subunit alpha-like
Exons: 7
Coding region: 425-1804 (459 amino acids)
Biological process (GO): protein transport
Cellular component (GO): membrane
Source: RefSeq, a predicted model, not a curated record